UUAGGAUCGUACGGUAGAAAGCACUACUUCCGAUUUGAAUCAUCUCGUGUAAUCAAAUGAAAUUCUUUCUCUUUGCAUCUAGGAGUGGUUGGGAUUAACAGCCUUCGUACAUCAAAUUGUGUAUAUAAAGAUCUUUCUUUCUUCAUUCAAGUAAGAUAGUGGAUCAAUAAAACUCCGUCCAAAGGUCCUCAUAGAGGCGGUCACCGGUAGGCUAAGAUCCCUCUCUGAUAGAAGAAGAAAGCGCAAGACGAGAAUCUUCCAACAGUAAGGGAAGAAUAGUUUUUUAUAAUAAGUUCUAAAUUAAGGGAAGUUUAAGAGCAUCAAAUCCUUCUUUUUUAGAAGGAAGUAAGGCAUUGGAAUUAGGAAAUAGCAUUUAUCCCAAGAUAGCGGUAGCAAGUGUUCUGUGGAGGUUAGGAGUAGCAAUAGGAUACGGAUAAGGCACGCAAGUAACUUCUUCCACAUGGGAAAGGCGCUUUUAACAGCGUUUGCAUCUGAUCGUUCCUGGGAAGAGUCAUUCAUGCUCUCUAGCCAGGGUACGGAGCGUAGUAAUAGGAAGAAGUCAGUGCUGCUUUACUUUGGUGGUAUCAUAUUUCUAAAAGGAGUUGAUCCCGUCUCAAGGGCGUUAAGGCUUGUUGAUUGAACGAACCCGGCAAGGUCCUCCUUAUUAGCAUCCCAAGCUUAUGUUGAAUCGAUAUUUUAUUGGUCUUCUUUGACCCGAGGGGGGGGAUAAUCUCUUCUCUUAUCUGCUCUUCCCGCAGUUCUCUUUCUGCUGUUGUAGGCAGGGCUACUUUUUCUUUUUUUUUUUUCGAGAACGGAAUCAUAGCAUAGUUUCGUAGCCAAGUUAAAGACGUGCCAACUUCGAUUACUCUUUAUUAAGCGCUGGUUCUGCUUUCACUAGAUUCUGUUCUUGUUCACGCAUCCGUUUCUAGUGGACGGAUUUCAAGGGCUAGAAAGGAAUAAGUCUUAGCCUUAGCGGAGUCACUUCCAGAUUCACUUCUUUUUUAGGGAAAGAAACCGGCGUUAAGCGCUUCUUGCUAACGUCCUUAAAAGGAGAGAAGGAACCUGAGGGUAUCAAUCAACAUAUAGAUAGAAAGGAUAGGGCAUAAGGAUGAGACUAGCUUGUAGUGUUCACGUGGUGAAGGUUGAACUUGGGCCUUGGCUUCGGUUCCAGAGAUGGGUUCUGUGGCGAACUCGAGUGGAAUAAGCUCUUCUUCCUAAAGUUUUUAGCUUGAAACAAGAAUGGAUAGAGUUGACUCAGCUGCGAUUGCUCUUGGUCAGUAUGAUUAGGAUUAAGAUUCUGCUUUCUGCUAUUUCAUGGAAUCUUAGAGAGACUGGAGUAGGUAAGAAGUGGUGGAGGAGUGAAAAGCCGAUGAAAUGGUUGAUGUUUUCGUGGUUAAAGAAUCUCUCUUAGCUAGGGCUAGGCCACCUGCCUGACUAUCUAUUGUCUCAGCAGGCCUUAACCCAGCAAAAAGACGACAGAGGCAUAAAGGAAGAUUGAUGAAGAAUAAGCGAUGGUCUUGCUCUUCUUUCUCUUGGAAGAAGAAUGGCUGUUGUUGAAUCAGUUUCAAGUGGUGGGAUCAUAUAUUCAUAUAUAAUAGUGGAAUCCCGUCUCCUUAAAGAUCUCUCCCUCAAAGUAGAACGAGCAUAAUCGAAGACAGAUGGUAGCGUAUUCGAAGUAGUUGAUCUCACGUGCUAUCCGAAAGUCUUCUUAGUCUUCGUCUGCUCUCAAUGAGUCAAUGCCCGGACCAGGCUCUUAAUUAAAUAGAAAUCCCGUUAGUGAAGUCACCCUCGGAGUUGACAACGACUAAGCUUUUUUCUUGACACUAGUCUUAGCCUUUCUAAGGACACCUUGCCUUCUUUCCUUGGCUUGGCGGGAAGGGCUACUCAGAGUGGUGCGUCUGGGGACUCCCCUUUCGAAAUGGGAAGAAUAGCGUAGUAAACAGUGACCCUCGGGGAUGAAAGCUGCUCUUGCUCUUUAGAAAAUGGUUUAUGUGAACAAGGAAGAAGGGCUACUUUACUCUAGAUCGAAUGCGACUGGAGAUUUUUCUUUCACAGCUCUAAAGGGAGGGAAGUCAACAGUCAAGAGAGGGUCUCAAUCAACAAGAAAGUCAUGAAAGAGAGAAGAUGGUGCUAUUCCCUUAGCUAGCUUUGACCAGGAAGAAUGAAUUUUCUCUAGAACCCUUGGUUGGGCUAGGAUCCCGAUAAAGGAGAAUGUUCAAAGCGAGACGUUUUUCGAUAAGAGAACAGGUUUUUUCGGAUAAGCUGUUGCCGCUCUUCUGUUAGAGCUCUUUAGUCCCAUCCCUACCAAAGAAAAGAAGAUCUCCCCGGAGCGAGUGACUCAAAGAAAGAAGGCCCAGCGCCCGCCCCCUUUGAGGUGGGUCUUCACUUAUCCGAUUUAGAGCGAAGAAAAGAACUUUAUAGGCGCUCGCUCGUUCCUUCGAUCGGUAAAAAGCUACCCGUCGAAUCAAUAGAUCGCAUGAUCAAUGCCCAACUCUUGAUAGAAAAGAGAGUGGAAGCCGCUUUAGUUGAGGAUGGCUUCUCCCCCCUAAACAUAAUUUCCAAACGAAAUGAAAUCCGAGGGAUUCUGUUUUAUCCUCAAAGGGAGACCCUUUCUCUACACACGUACCAGUACUACGUGACUAGUCUGGAAGAAACUGGUACGCGCUCGACUAUUCCUUAUAAGAGGAUAAUACGGGAAGUUACAAGGGCUAACCUCUUCCUAUAGGAGCUUCUUUCUGUUUUUUUCCGGUAUGCCGCUCCGCGAGCAAGGAGCGCCACGCACGAGCGGAGCGAAAACAAAGCAAGAGGAAUUCUUCGUUGGGGGAAAUCCUUUGAUUGCAUAUUGAAUAUAGAUCUAUGUCUUUCUUGUUCUACUAGCUAGGACGAAAUUCUCACAUGUCCCUUUCGUUAUUACAACCUUCUUUUUUGAUGUCAAAGACCAGAAGCUACGCGCAAAUUCUCAUUGGAUCUCGGUUGUUCUUAACAGCGAUGGCUAUUCAUUUAAGUCUUCGGGUAGCACCACUAGAUCUUCAACAAGGUGGAAAUUCUCGUAUUCCAUAUGUACAUGUUCCUGCGGCUCGGAUGAGUAUUCUUCUUUAUAUCGCUACGGCUAUAAACACUUUCUUGUUCCUAUUAACAAAACAUCCCCUUUUUCUUCGCUCUUCCGGAACCGGUAUAGAAAUGGGUGCUUUUUUUACGUUGUUUACCUUAGUUACUGGGGGGUUUCGGGGAAGACCUAUGUGGGGCACCUUUUGGGUGUGGGACGCUCGUUUAACCUCUGUAUUCAUCUCGUUCCUUAUUUACCUGGGUGCAUUGUGUUUUCAAAAGCUUCCUGUCGAACCGGCUUCUAUUUCAAUCCGUGCUGGACCGAUGGAUAUACCAAUAAUCAAGUCUUCAGUCAACUGGUGGAAUACAUCGCACCAACCUGCGAGCAUUAGCCGAUCUGGUACAUCCAUACAUGUUCCUAUGCCCAUUCCGAUCUUGUCUAACUUUGCUAACUCCCCCUUCUCAACCCCUAUCUUGUUCGUUCUGGAAACACGUCUUCCUAUUCUAUCUUUUCCCGAAUCUUCUUUGACGGAAGAAAUAGAAGCUAUAGAAGGAAUACCAAAACCUAGUUCACUCGCUGAUUCUUUUUGCAUCUAUGGCUGAAUGGUUAAAGCGCCCAACCUAUACCAACCUAAUAAA
Molecule: messenger RNA, 3684 nt
Organism: Rhodamnia argentea
Lineage: Eukaryota; Viridiplantae; Streptophyta; Magnoliopsida; Myrtales; Myrtaceae
Product: putative cytochrome c biosynthesis ccmC-like mitochondrial protein
Exons: 1
Coding region: 2896-3648 (250 amino acids)
Biological process (GO): heme transport; cytochrome complex assembly
Cellular component (GO): plasma membrane
Molecular function (GO): heme binding; heme transmembrane transporter activity
Source: RefSeq, a predicted model, not a curated record